Molecule: messenger RNA, 894 nt
Organism: Pichia membranifaciens NRRL Y-2026
Lineage: Eukaryota; Fungi; Ascomycota; Pichiomycetes; Pichiales; Pichiaceae
Exons: 2
Coding region: 1-894 (297 amino acids)
Biological process (GO): regulation of mRNA 3'-end processing; transcription elongation by RNA polymerase I; DNA-templated transcription
Cellular component (GO): nucleus
Molecular function (GO): RNA polymerase II transcription regulatory region sequence-specific DNA binding; zinc ion binding
Source: RefSeq, a predicted model, not a curated record
AUGAACAGCAGCGAGAUCCGGACAGCAGUGGGCGCCCUGGACAAGGCCCGGACGGCGCACGACACGGGGGCGCUCCGGGACAUACUGGAACAGCUCGAUAGCGGGCUUGUUGCGACAGAGAACCUCCUACGGGAGACGAAGGUUGGGGUGCAUGUGAACAAGCUCCGGACGUACGAGGACGCGGAGGUGGCGGGGCUGGUGAAGAAGAUCAUCAAGAAGUGGAAGGACCAGGUGUCGGCGGACAAGAAGAAGCGGAAACCGGGGGUGAAGAAGGAGGCGGGGGCGGCGGUGGAGGCGAAGACGGCGAAGACGGCAGGCGUGUCCGACGACGCCGGCGCCAGCGGCGCCGUGAAGGGUCCGCGGACCCCGCUGACGGACGGCGUCAAGAUCGAGACGUACCCAGACUCGACGAGAAACAGGUCGAUCUCGGCGCUCUACACGGCCGUCGCCGUGGACACGGCGGCGGCCGCCGGCCGCAUUCUCGAGACGUGCACGGCCAUCGAGGCGGCGAUCUUUGCCCAGAACAAGGACAAGGUGAACGACGCGUACCGCAACAAGCUCCGCUCGCUCAUCCUCAACAUGAAGAACAAGAACAACCCGCAGCUGCGGGCCAACGUGCUCGACGGCACGAUUCCGCCGGCCAAGCUCACCACGAUGUCCAGCGCCGAGCUGGCGCCGGAGUCGCUCAAGAAGGAGCUUGAGCAGCUGCACCAGAAGAACCUCUUCGACGCCCAGGGUGCCGUCGAGAAGCGGGCCGUCACCGACCGUUUUGUCUGCGGCAAGUGCAAGCAGAGACAGGUCUCGUACUACCAGAUGCAGACCCGGUCCGCGGACGAGCCCUUGACGACGUUCUGCACCUGCGAGAAGUGUGGCAACCGGUGGAAGUUCUGCUGA